This is a messenger RNA of Aspergillus terreus NIH2624, 1134 nucleotides long. RefSeq names its product sterol 24-C-methyltransferase (gene erg6). Gene Ontology annotation, molecular function: sterol 24-C-methyltransferase activity. Gene Ontology annotation, cellular component: endoplasmic reticulum. The transcript has 2 exons. The coding region runs from base 1 to 1134 and encodes 377 amino acids. Gene Ontology annotation, biological process: ergosterol biosynthetic process. The record is from RefSeq and is a predicted model, not a curated record. NCBI's taxonomy places the organism in Eukaryota, Fungi, Ascomycota, Eurotiomycetes, Eurotiales, Aspergillaceae.
AUGGCUCCCACCGCUCUCGAACGCGAGGACCACUCUCGUGAUGCCGACUUCAAUCGCGCCCUUCAUGGCAAGUCCGCCCAGUCCAAGGGUGGUUUCGCCGCCAUGCGUGGCAAGGAUGCCGCCGCCCAGAAGGCUGCCGUCGACGAGUACUUCAAGCACUGGGACAACAAGGAUGCUGAGACGGAGACCGAGGAGGUUCGCGCUGCUCGUCGUGCCGAGUAUGCGACUCUGACCCGACACUACUACAACCUGGCCACCGACUUCUACGAGUACGGAUGGGGUACCUCGUUCCACUUCUGCCGUUUCGCCCCCGGAGAGCCUUUCUACCAGGCCAUUGCCCGUCACGAACACUACCUGGCGCACUCGAUGGGAAUCAAGCCCGGUAUGAAGGUGCUGGAUGUCGGCUGCGGUGUGGGUGGACCCGCUCGCGAGAUUGUCAAGUUCACCGAUGCCAACGUCGUCGGUCUGAACAACAACGACUACCAGAUUGAGCGUGCGACGCGGUACGCCGAGCGCGAGGGUCUGAGCGACAAGCUCAGCUUCGUCAAGGGCGACUUCAUGCAGAUGCGCUUCCCCGACAACUCCUUCGACGCCGUGUACGCCAUCGAGGCUACGGUGCACGCUCCGGAGCUCGAGGGUGUCUACAAGGAGAUCUUCCGUGUGCUCAAGCCUGGUGGUGUCUUUGGAGUGUACGAGUGGCUGAUGACGGAUGAGUACGACAACGACAACCCGGAGCACCGCAAGAUCCGUCUCGGUAUCGAGCAGGGUGACGGUAUCUCCAACAUGGUGCGCGUGUCGGAGGGUCUGGAGGCCAUCAAGAACGCUGGGUUCGUCCUCGAGCACCACGAGGAUCUGGCGGACCGCCCCGAUUCCAUCCCCUGGUACUACCCCCUGGCCGGAUCUUUCAAGCACAUGUCGUCUCCAUGGGACUUCUUCACGAUUGCGCGCAUGACGUGGUGGGGCCGUGGCAUUGCGCACCGGUUCGUGGGAGCCAUGGAGACCAUCGGUCUCUUCCCGCGGGGAUCGCAGAAGACGGCCGACAGCCUGGCCCUAGCGGGAGACUGCCUGGUGGCGGGUGGUGAGAAGAAGCUGUUCACGCCGAUGUACCUGAUGGUGGGACGCAAGCCGGAGUAA